GGCAUGAAGAGCCGUCUCGCUUCUUCACACAUUGUUUCUUCUCCAACACACGCAAUUCUCAAUUCAAGAAACCUCUUAUCUUCCCAUCACCUCCUUUCCGUAAUCCGAAAGCUCUUACCUUUUCUGGUUUUCUCUCUCUCUCUCUCUCUCUCUCUCUCUCUCUCUUCUUCAUCUUCUUCCUUCUCAAGCCUUGCCCAUCAACGGCAACUCCGUUUCUUCUUCGAAUUGGAGACCCGCACCGAAGCCUCGCUCCUGUUCCAUUGCCCACCACCCUCUUCGAUGGCGGUGACACCGUGGGCCUUCCCGCCGCGGAAGCGGCGGCCCUCGGCCGGAGCCUUCGUCUCGCCGAGGCUCUCCGACGUCGAGCUCGUCCAGUCUCUCGUCCACCUCUCUCAGGAGAUCGCGUCCCUCGACCCAUUUCAGUACCUCCUCAGGUCGUGCUCGCUCUCCAUCGUCCGCAGGGUCAACCUCCUCGCGGUCCUGUUCGAGGAGCUGCUGCGGAAGCCGGCGAGCUAUGGCUCCCCGUCGGCGGUGCUCUGCUUCGAGGAGAUGUACAUUCUGCUGCAGAGGAUCAGGACGCUGAUCGAGGACUGCUCCAACGGGAGCAAGAUGUGGCUGCUCUCGCAGGUCGAGCUCGUGUCCGACAGCUUCCGCGAGCUCAACGCCGAUUUGACCACCUUGCUCGACGUGUUCCCGGUCGGGGAGGCUGAAUUGAGCGACGACGUCGAAGAGCUCGUGGCUCUGAUCAAGAACCAGCCUUCGCGGGACAGGGCUCGCGUCGAUCCGAGGGACGACGAUCUCAGGCGCGACGUGCUCGCGAUGCUGCACGGCAUCGAGAGGGAGGUCGUGCCUGAUCAAGCCAAGCUCGCCGCCGUCUUAGAGAGCCUGGGGCUGCGCGAUUCGUCGAGCUGCAGAGCAGAGAUGGAGAGCCUCGAGGAGGAGGUCCAGAAUCAGAGCGACGAGAAGGCAAAAUCGCAGGCAAUCGCGCUGAUCGGGCUCGUCCGGUACGCGAAGUGCGUGCUCUACGGAGGAUCGACGCCGCCGAAGCCGCCGGCCGAGUUCCGGCUGCGGAAGUCGGCGUCGAGCGUCGCGCUGCCGGCGGACUUCCGGUGCCCCAUCACGCUGGACCUGAUGCGGGACCCGGUCGUCGUGGCGACCGGCCAGACGUACGAUCGCGAGUCCAUCAGCCUUUGGAUCCAAUCGGGGCACAACACGUGCCCCAAGACAGGUCAGACCCUGGCCCACUCGAACCUCAUCCCCAACCGCGCGUUGAAGAAUCUGAUCUCUCUGUGGUGCCGCGAGCAGAGGAUACCCUUCGAAGCCUCCGGCGACACCACAAGGGCCCGCGGUGGCGUGAGGAGCAAAGCUGCGAUCGAGGCGACCAAGAUGACGGUGUCAUUCCUGGGCCGAAAAUUGUCCGGCUGCCCGCCGGCGGAGAUCGCCGACAGCGUUGUCCACGAGCUUCGGGUGCUCGCCAAGUCCGACACUGAGAGCCGGGCCUGCAUCGCGGAGGCCGGAGCCAUCCCCCAGCUAGUGCGGUACUUAGGCUCAGACUUCGCCUCGGAGUAUCCGAGCCUACAGGUCAACGCCAUCACGACUAUACUCAACCUGUCAAUCCUGGAGACAAACAAGGCUCGGAUAAUGGAGACGGAAGGCGCUCUCAACGGAGUCAUCGAGGUCCUGCGCUCUGGCACCACGUGGGAGGCGAAGGGCAACGCCGCCGCCACGAUAUUCAGCCUCUCCAGCGUACAUUCCUACAUGAAACGGCUCGGGAGGAAUAAGCGUGUCGUGAAGGGACUGAUGGACUUGGUCCGGGACGGCCACGGCGGCGCCAGGAGGGACGCGCUCGCGGCGAUUUUGAAUUUGGCGGGAGACAGGGAGGCGGUCGGGAAUCUGCUGGAGGGAGGGAUGGUGGAGAUGGUGUGCGACGUGAUGGAGAGCCUGCAGGAGGAGGCGGUGACCAUCCUCGAGGCGGUGGUGAAGCGGGGCGGGCUGGUGGCGGUCACGGCGGCCUACGGCGCUAUCAGGAAGCUGGGCACGGUGCUGAGAGAAGGGUCAGAGCGGGCUCGGGAGAGUGCCGCGGCGACCCUCGUCAUGAUAUGCCGGAAAGGCGGAUCGGACGCCGUGGUGGAGCUGGCGACGUUGCCGGGGAUCGAGAGGGUCAUAUGGGAGAUGAUGGGGAUGGGGACCGGGAGAGCGAAGAGGAAGGCAGCCAGCCUACUGAGGAUACUCCGGCGAUGGGCGGCGGGAUUGGACAGCGAUCUGGUGGAUUCUGGUUACACGGCCAACGGGGCCACGACGAGGAUAAUGUUGCCGAGCUAACAUCGGUUCAUUCAAUUAUUUGUAAAGUUUCAUUGGAUUUAAUUUAUUUCUUUCUUUUGCCAAAUCAAAUGAAAGCCAAUUCUCUCGUAUAGUUCAAUUCAUUUCA
This is a messenger RNA of Rhodamnia argentea, 2428 nucleotides long. Its product is annotated as U-box domain-containing protein 16. NCBI's taxonomy places the organism in Eukaryota, Viridiplantae, Streptophyta, Magnoliopsida, Myrtales, Myrtaceae. The record is from RefSeq and is a predicted model, not a curated record. Gene Ontology annotation, biological process: cell surface receptor signaling pathway; protein ubiquitination. The transcript has a single exon. The coding region runs from base 4 to 2322 and encodes 772 amino acids. Gene Ontology annotation, molecular function: ubiquitin-protein transferase activity; protein binding. Gene Ontology annotation, cellular component: cytoplasm; nucleus.